Messenger RNA from Dictyostelium purpureum, 1800 nucleotides. RefSeq lists its product as uncharacterized. NCBI's taxonomy places the organism in Eukaryota, Evosea, Eumycetozoa, Dictyosteliales, Dictyosteliaceae. Gene Ontology annotation, cellular component: nucleolus. The transcript is spliced from 2 exons. The record is from RefSeq and is a predicted model, not a curated record. Gene Ontology annotation, molecular function: RNA helicase activity; nucleic acid binding; ATP binding. The coding region runs from base 1 to 1800 and encodes 599 amino acids. Gene Ontology annotation, biological process: maturation of LSU-rRNA from tricistronic rRNA transcript (SSU-rRNA, 5.8S rRNA, LSU-rRNA).
AUGGUUGGGGAUAAACAAAAAAAAGUUGUUGUAAAAAAAUCAUUAAAGAGAAAAGAGCAAGAAGAAGAGGUUGUUGAUACACCUGUUGCUCCAGCCUCACCAGCUCCAGCUCCAACUCAACAAAAAAAUAAAAAGGCCAAGACUUCAACUGUUGCCAGCAGUAAAGAAAUUGAAGCUUUAGCAUCAGCUCCAUCAGUUAAAGAAAUUCAAAUCCAAAAUGAAAAGAGUAAAAUUGUACAAAAAUUAGAAGAAACACAAGAAACUGUUGAAGAAAAUGUUGAAGAACAAGAAUCAUCAGAAGAAAACAAUACAGGCAAUGUUUCAGAAAAAGAAUUAGGUAUUUCAGACAAUGCUAUUGAAUUUGCAAAUUUACCAAUUCACGACAAUACAAAGAAAUCAAUCGAAGAAAUGACUUUUAAAAAGAUGACACCAAUUCAAGCUAAAUCAAUUUUACCAUUACUCGAAGGAAAAGAUCUUUUAGGUGCUGCACGUACUGGUAGUGGCAAAACAUUAGCAUUUUUAAUUCCAGCAAUCGAAAUUUUAGUAAAGAGUGGAUUUAAACCAAGAAAUGGUACAGGUGUUAUUAUUAUUUCACCAACUCGUGAAUUAGCAUUACAAAUUUAUGGUGUUGCAAAAGAACUCUUAAAAUAUCACACACAAACACACGGUAUUAUUAUUGGUGGUGCCGCAAAGAAACCAGAAGAAGAAAGACUCGAAAAGGGUGUUAAUCUUUUAGUUGCAACUCCAGGUCGUCUUUUAGAUCAUUUACAAAAUACCAAAGGUUUUAUUACAAAGAAUCUCAAAUGUUUAGUUAUUGAUGAAGCAGAUCGUAUUUUAGAAGUUGGUUUUGAAGAAGAAAUGCAUAAAAUUGUUAAACUUUUACCAAAGAAUCGUCAAACUAUGUUAUUCAGUGCCACCCAAACUCGUAAAGUCGAAGAUAUUGCCAAGGUUUCACUUAACAACUCACCAGUUUACGUCGGUGUAGAUGAUGAACGUGAAAUUUCAACUGUUGAAGGUUUAGAACAAGGUUAUGUUGUUUGUCCAAGUGAACGUCGUUUCCUUUUACUCUACACUUUCUUAAAAAGAAAUUUAAACAAGAAAGUAAUUGUUUUCCUCAGUUCAUGCAAUGCCGUUAAAUACACUGCAGAACUUUUAAAUUAUAUCGAUAUUCCAGUAUUAGAACUCCACGGUCGUCAAAAGCAACAAAAAAGAACUAAUACUUUUUAUGAAUUUGUUAACGCUGAAAAGGGUAUCUUAAUUUGUACAGAUGUUGCCGCUAGAGGUCUUGAUAUUCCAUCAGUUGAUUGGAUUAUUCAAUACGACCCACCCGAUGAUCCAAAAGAAUAUAUUCACAGAGUUGGUCGUACCGCCAGAGGUGUUGGUAAAAAAGGUCGUGCUCUUCUUUUCCUUUUACCAAAAGAAUUAGGUUUCCUCAAAUACUUAAAAUUAGCUAAAGUUCCAUUAAACGAAUACGAAUUCCCAAAGAGUAAAAUCGCCAAUGUUCAAGACCAACUUGAAAAGGUUGUAUCUCAAAACUUUUACCUCUAUAAUAGCGCUCGUGAUGCCUAUAAAGCAUAUAUUUGUGCAUAUGCCUCACACUCCCAUAAAGAAAUUUUCGAUGUCAACGCUCUUGAUCUCCAAAUGGUUGCUAAAGCUUUUGGUUUCAACGAUCCACCAAAAGUUAAUCUUUCUGUUAAUUCAAGUGGAAAAAAUGAUAGAAAAACAAACAACAGAUCAGGUUUCGCAAAUAAACAAAAUGGUAGAUUCCCUAAAAAGGACGGUAGACAAUUCGAUCGUUAA